Molecule: messenger RNA, 1593 nt
Organism: Turnera subulata
Lineage: Eukaryota; Viridiplantae; Streptophyta; Magnoliopsida; Malpighiales; Passifloraceae
Source: the annotation of a GenBank genome assembly
AUGUGGGAUUUGAACGACUCUCCUGAUCAGUGUAGGGACGACGAAUCCGAGGGGUGCUCGUCGCAGAAGACCUCCGUGGACGGCGAGGACGAGAAGGGGAAGAGGGUCGGAUCCGUGUCGAAUUCCAGCUCCUCCGCCGUGGUCAUCGAGGAUGGAUCCGAGGAAGAGGAUGGGAGUGGCGAAGCAGGAGGAAGAUUGCUCAUCAAGAAGCGUAGCAGCAGAAUAUUCGGCUUCUCGGUGCCCUAUGAGGAGGACAGUACCAUGGACGGUGAUGAGCCGCCAGUGACACGGCAGUUCUUCCCCGUAGACAAUCCCGAAAUGGGGGCCACGUCCGCUGCUGGUUGUGGCGGUGGUGCUGAUGGUAGUGGAGGUGGAGGAGGAGCUGGUUUUCCUAGGGCUCACUGGGUUGGAGUCAAGUUUUGCCAAUCAGAACUUUCAUCGCGUGCUUCCCAUCAGAAACCCAUCGAGGUCUCACCAUCACAACCGUUGAAGAAGAGCCGGCGUGGCCCGAGGUCCAGGAGCUCACAGUACCGUGGGGUUACUUUCUACAGGAGAACUGGCCGAUGGGAGUCUCAUAUAUGGGAUUGUGGGAAGCAAGUUUAUCUAGGUGGAUUUGACACUGCACAUGCAGCUGCUCGUGCAUACGAUAGGGCAGCAAUCAAGUUUCGUGGAGUGGAGGCAGAUAUAAAUUUUAGUAUUGAAGAUUAUGAAGAAGACUUGAAACAGAUGAGCAACCUUACUAAGGAAGAAUUUGUGCAUGUCCUUCGCCGACAAAGCACUGGGUUUCCUCGAGGGAGUUCUAAAUAUAGAGGUGUAACCUUGCACAAAUGUGGUAGAUGGGAAGCACGAAUGGGCCAAUUUUUAGGCAAAAAGUAUGUUUACUUGGGCUUGUUUGACACUGAGAUUGAAGCUGCAAGGGCAUAUGACAAAGCUGCAAUUAAGUGCAAUGGCAAAGAGGCCGUGACCAACUUCGAUCCCAGCAUUUAUGAGAAUGAGCUGAACAAUGGUGAAGUGUCAGGUAAUGCUGCAGAUCAUAAUCUUGAUUUAAGCUUGGGCAAUCCAGCUGCGAAGCCCAACAGUGGGGAGUUUGUGAACCACAGGCAAAAUGCUGCAAUGGAUCAACAUUCAGCAACGAUGGCAUUUCAAGCUGAUUGGCAAAAUCAGGGAUUUAGACCAAAGACUACCCUGCAUAAAAAUGACACUAAUGGUCGUGGAGGCGAUGUGUAUGGUGAGACGGAAACAACCCAACUUCUUAGCCAAAUCCAAAUUCAAUCACCAGCGGCCCUAAUGAAGGCCAACGAAAUGCCUGGAUAUGGACAGUUCAGAAGGAUUGGAGAGACCCCAAUGGUUCAUGUUCUUCCACAACACCUAAAUUCAUCGAAUUAUUAUAUUCAAUUUCCAAGCAGCAGUAAUGGAAGCAGAAUCGGGAAUGAUCUUUCACUAUCUCCAAAUGAUCGUCAUCAACAGCAAUGGCAAGCAGGUCCUCAGUUGUUUGCCAGUGCUGCAGCAUCAUCAGGAUUCCCACAACAGAUUAGGGCUCCGCAAAACUGGAUGCAGAAAAAUGGGUUUAACUCUCUCUUCAGACCAUCUUAA